This is a messenger RNA of Lolium rigidum, 542 nucleotides long. RefSeq names its product histone H2A.2.2-like. Lineage: Eukaryota; Viridiplantae; Streptophyta; Magnoliopsida; Poales; Poaceae. Gene Ontology annotation, cellular component: nucleosome. The record is from RefSeq and is a predicted model, not a curated record. The transcript has 2 exons. The coding region runs from base 62 to 520 and encodes 152 amino acids. Gene Ontology annotation, molecular function: structural constituent of chromatin; protein heterodimerization activity; DNA binding.
UCCAACCCAAAUCCUCUCUCGCCGCUCGCCGGAGCAAGUCGAGCAAGCAAGCAGCAAGGAGAUGGACGCCAGCAAGGGGAAGAAGUUCUCGGCGAAGAAGCUCGGCGGGCCGAGGAAGAAGUCGGUGACCCGCUCCGUCAAGGCCGGGCUCCAGUUCCCCGUCGGCCGCGUCGGGCGCUACCUCAAGCAGGGCCGCUACGCCAAGCGCGUCGGCACCGGCGCCCCCGUCUACCUCGCCGCCGUCCUCGAGUACCUCGCAGCGGAGGUUCUGGAGCUGGCAGGCAACGCGGCCAAGGACAACAAGAAGUCCCGGAUUGUCCCGAGGCACCUGCUGCUGGCCAUCCGCAACGACCAGGAGCUCGGAAGGCUGCUCGGCGGCGUCACCAUCGCCCACGGAGGUGUGCUCCCCAACAUCAACCCGGUGCUUCUCCCCAAGAAGUCCGUCGAGAAGGCCGAGAAGGCCGCUGCUAAGUCGCCCAAGAAGGCGGCCAAGUCCCCCAAGAAGGCUGCCAAGGCGUAGAUCUGGACUUUGUUGAUGACGA